AUGGCCUCGGAUCGCGGGGUCCCAGGGGCCGGCGUCUUUGGAGAUUUACCCCCGAGUUAUACGCGCUCCCAGCCGCCUGCGAACCCAGACCUACUCCGGAGACCCAGCUACUGCCACGCUGCUUUCGCACUUAAACAGAUCUCAAAGGGUAAGGCGGUAGGUCAGAAAGCUCCUCUGUGGAUCCGGGCGAGGUUCCAGGCCCUCUUGUUCUCUCUGGGCUGCCACAUCCAGAGGCACUGUGGGAAGGUCCUCUUUAUUGGACUUUUAGUAUUUGGGGCUCUGUCUGUGGGACUCCGGGUUGCAGCCAUCGAAACGGACAUCGAACAGCUAUGGGUGGAAGCUGGCAGUCGGGUGAGCACAGAGCUUCGCUACACCAGGGAGAAGCAGGGAGAGGAGUCGGUAUUUACCUCACAGAUGCUUAUCCAGACCCCCAAAGAAGAGGGCACCAAUAUUCUUACCCAGGAGGCUUUGCUGGUUCACAUGGAAGCCGCUCUGUCUGCCAGCAAGGUUCAGGUGUCGCUGUUUGGAAAAUCGUGGGAUCUUAACAAAAUAUGCUAUAAAUCAGGAGUCCCUAUUAUAGAAAAUGUCAUGAUUGAAAGGAUGAUUGACAAGCUAUUCCCCUGUAUGAUAAUCACCCCAUUGGACUGUUUUUGGGAAGGGGCCAAACUACAGGGAGGCUCCGCCUAUUUACCGGGUAUGCCAGAUAUCCAGUGGAUGAAUCUAGAUCCAGUCAAGCUGAUGGAGGAACUGAGUCAGUUCACUUCACUGGAAGGAUUUAAGGAGAUGUUGGACAAAGCCCAGGUGGGCCACGCCUACAUGAACAGGUCUUGUCUAGACCCUUCAGACCCCGACUGCCCCCUUAGUGCACCCAACAAGGAGAAAGGAGAGAGUCCUGACAUUGCUAGGCAUCUCCAGGGUGGUUGCCAUGGUUUCAGCCGGAAGUUCAUGCACUGGCAGGAGGAGCUGAUCCUGGGAGGGCGGGUCAAAAACGGCCAGGAUACUCUGCUGAGUGCGGAGGCUCUGCAGACCAUGUUCCUGUUGAUGAGUCCUAAGCAGCUGUACGAGCACUUUAAAGACGACUAUGAAAUCCAUGACAUCAACUGGAAUGAAGAAAAGGCUACCGCUAUCCUCGAGUCCUGGCAGAGGAAGUUUGUGGAGGUGGUCCAUCAGAGUAUCCCAGCUAACUCCAGCCAGUCCAUCCAUGCUUUUUCCACCACCACCCUCAACGACAUCAUGAAAUCCUUUUCUGACGUCAGCGUCAUCAGGGUGGCCGGAGGAUACCUGCUCAUGCUCGCCUAUGCCUGUGUGACCAUGCUAAGGUGGGACUGUGCUAAGUCCCAGGGGGCCGUGGGGCUGGCCGGGGUGCUGUUGGUGGCGCUGUCAGUGGCUGCUGGACUGGGUCUCUGCUCCCUGCUCGGCCUCUCCUUCAAUGCUGCCACCACACAGGUGCUUCCCUUCCUGGCACUAGGGAUUGGUGUGGAUGACAUGUUUCUGUUGGCUCACUCCUUCACAGAAGCUGGAAGUAACAUCCCCUUCAAGGAACGGACAGGAGACUGUUUGCGUCGCACCGGCACCAGUGUGGCUCUGACUUCCAUCAACAACAUGAUUGCAUUCUUUAUGGCCGCUCUCGUACCCAUCCCUGCCUUGCGAGCUUUCUCCUUGCAGGCGGCCAUUGUGGUCGUGUUUAACUUCGCCAUGGUGCUGCUCAUCUUCCCCGCCAUCCUCAGUUUGGACCUCCACCGACGUGAAGACAAGCGCUUGGACGUCCUCUGCUGCCUGUACAGCCCCUGCUCCGACCGCGUCAUCCACCUGUCCCCGCACGAGCUGUCGGACGCCGGAGAGCAGCCGCACACGCCUACAACAGCGACGGCGCACACACACCAGUACGCUGCGGGAUCCACCAUCACCACCAGCACCCAAAUCACCACCACGGUGCAGGCGUUCACUCAGUGUGACGCAGCAGGACAGCAUAUUGUCACGAUUCUACCGCCUACCUCACAGAUCUCCACCAGCCCACCUUCCAUCAUCCUCUCCAUCACACCUUCCCCCACCACCACCUCAGUGCCAGACCCCUACGGCUCCCAGCUCUUCACCCCUACCUCCAGCUCCACACGUGACCUCCUGGCCCAGGUGGAGGACUCAAGAUCGGGAAAGAAAUGCGUCCCACUUCCUUUCCUGCACUGGAACCUGUCCAGCUUCGCCAGGGAGAAAUACGCCCCUCUGCUCCUCAAGCCGAAAAGCAAAGCCAUCGUGGUGGUCCUCUUCCUGGGCCUCCUGGGUCUCAGCCUGUAUGGGACCACCAUGGUGCACGACGGCCUCUACCUGACCGACAUCGUGCCACGCGACACCAAGGAGUACGAUUUCAUCGACGCCCAGUUCAAGUAUUUCUCCUUCUACAACAUGUACCUGGUGACCAUGGAUGGAUUUGAUUACGCUCGGUCACAGAGGCUGCUGAUCCAGCUGCACAACGCUUUCAACUCUGUUAGAUACGUGGUCAGAGACAGCGACAACAAACUGCCUCGCAUGUGGCUGCACUACUUCCAUGACUGGCUCCGAGGUCUUCAGGCUGCGUUUGAUGCUGACUGGCAGGCAGGCAGGAUUACCGCUGACAGCUAUCGUAACGGCACAGAGGACGGAGCUCUGGCGUACAAACUCCUCAUCCAGACCGGCUCCAAGAAAGAGCCUUUUAACUACAGCCAGUUGACAUCCCGUCGGCUGGUAGACGCAGAGGGUCUGAUCCCCCCGGAGGUGUUUUACAUUUACCUGACAGUUUGGGUCAGUAACGAUCCUCUGGGCUACGCUGCCUCCCAGGCCAACUUCUACCCCCAUCCCAGAGAGUGGAUUCACGACAAGUAUGACACUACAGGAGAGAAUCUGCGCAUCCCGGCUGCAGAGCCCCUGGAGUUUGCCCAGUUCCCCUUCUACCUGAACGGCCUUCGCCAGGCCAGCGACUUUGUGGAGGCCAUCGAGAGCGUGCGUGCCAUCUGCGACGAGUUUAGCCGCAAGGGUGUGUUCAACUACCCUAACGGAUACCCCUUCUUGUUCUGGGAGCAGUACAUCGGCCUCAGACACUGGUUCCUGCUGUCGAUCAGCGUGGUGCUGGCCUGCACCUUCCUGGUCUGUGCGAUUCUCCUGCUCAACCCCUGGACCGCAGGCAUCAUUGUCUUUAUCUUGGCCAUGAUGACGGUGGAGUUGUUUGGCAUCAUGGGUCUGAUCGGCAUCAAGCUGAGCGCCAUCCCCGUGGUCAUCCUGAUCGCCUCUGUGGGCAUCGGAGUGGAGUUCACCGUUCACAUUGCGCUGGGCUUCCUGACAGCAAUUGGCAACAGAAACAAGCGCUCGGCGGUGGCUCUGGAGCACAUGUUUGCCCCGGUGGUUGACGGAGCGAUCUCCACGCUGCUGGGCGUUCUCAUGCUGGCAGGGUCAGAGUUUGACUUCAUCAUGAGGUAUUUCUUUGCUGUGUUGGCCAUCCUGACUGUGUUGGGGAUGCUGAAUGGCUUAGUUCUUCUGCCAGUCCUCCUCUCCAUGAUGGGGCCUCCAGCUGAGGUCACCCCUGUUGACAAUGCCAGCCGCCUGCCCACGCCUUCCCCCGAGCCCCCACUCCCCCCACCCAUGACUCACCAUGGGUACUACACGGGGCACCACAACCCAAGGUCAUCUCAUCAACAAGUGUUUUCGGAAUCGUCUGACUCGGAGUAUUACUCUGAGAUGACCACCACGUCAGGGAUCGGGGAGGAGGAUUAUAAGUACUGUGACCGGAGCGCGUACAUUACAUCGCACACCAGCGUUCCACCUGCUACAUCUCACAUCCUGCUGGAAGCCAGCAAGAACCCCAGCUUCCCCAAGCUCACGGUGGUAAAGCCAUUCAAAGAAAAUACAACAGGCACCGGUGGGAGGAUAGAACCGAUAAAUGAAUCUUCACACAAUGCACAGUCACCUCUCAGCUCCCAGGUUACAUGCUGGGAUGGAAACAAGCGGGAGCAGCAGCAGGGCCUCCACAGGCUCCAGGCUCAGCCCGGCCAACACUUACCCAGUGACAGAGCUCACUUCCCUGGGAGGACUUGUCAAAGCGGCCCCAGGCUUCAGAACGGCAGAGGGCCUCAGCCAAACAGGACUAAAGGGGCAAGCUAUAGCAAUAGCACCUCCGCCCUGCCAACACAACAAGGCUCAACUGGGGGGCCUGUUACCAUGGUUACAGCCACAGCCUCCGUGACGGUGGCUGUGCAUCCAACCUUGCCAGGGGCGGCGUACCAGGGCUACAUGCAUGAAGGUUUUGACACGGACAGUGAGUCGGACUGUUUUGAGGCUGCUAAGAGGACUUGUGGUGACAAAACAAACUUUUCUUCAUGUAAGAGAGACUCUCUAGAGAUCCAGGACUUGGAAGCAACACAGUGCCAGACAGAACAUCAGUUCGGCAAGACACAAGGUGGGUUGAGGAUCCAAGCAGCCAAAGAUUGCUAGACUCUCUCACACACUGUGCCUUCUCUCUUCAAGUCUCUGGCUGCUUCCCAGAGCACCUUGACGCCCUGCGUGGCAUCACAUCACGUCUUGAACUCUCAACUGUACAUAGACUUCACACAAAAAAAAGGAGAGGAUUUAUUUCAAGGACAUAUUAAGAAAAAAAAAAAAGACUUGUUUUAAGAAUUAUAUAAAUCUAUGAGUAUAUAUUUUAAUACUAAAAAAGAGGGAAGCUAUUUAAAAGAGUACUGUAUAACUUGGGUAUACUCUUGUGUAAAAGUUCAGAUGUAAAAGAUUAUUUUUUUUGUGUGGUCGGUUGAUUUUUUUUUCCCUCCACAGUGUAUAGAAUAAGAAAUGUGCUAUAUGUAAAAAGUGUCCACAGAAAGUGAGAUGUUAUUAAGAUAUUAGGCUAUUGAACA
Messenger RNA from Seriola dumerili (greater amberjack), 4874 nucleotides. It is a transcript of the gene ptch2, whose product is annotated as patched 2. Gene Ontology annotation, cellular component: plasma membrane. NCBI's taxonomy places the organism in Eukaryota, Metazoa, Chordata, Actinopteri, Carangiformes, Carangidae. Gene Ontology annotation, molecular function: hedgehog receptor activity; smoothened binding; hedgehog family protein binding. Bases 1 to 4458 code for a protein of 1485 amino acids. The record is from RefSeq and is a predicted model, not a curated record. Gene Ontology annotation, biological process: smoothened signaling pathway. The transcript has 23 exons.